This is a messenger RNA of Diceros bicornis minor, 2965 nucleotides long. Its product is annotated as schlafen family member 5-like. NCBI's taxonomy places the organism in Eukaryota, Metazoa, Chordata, Mammalia, Perissodactyla, Rhinocerotidae. Bases 1 to 2670 code for a protein of 889 amino acids. The record is from RefSeq and is a predicted model, not a curated record. The transcript has 4 exons.
AUGAGUAUCAAGACUGAUUUGGAAACAAACUUUCCUGAGUGUGUUUUAGACGCAGGAAAAGUCAUCCUUGGGAAUGAACAAAGGAAUAAAAUGGACCCUCAACUGCAGGAGAAACAGAAUAAAAUCAUCUUGUAUGCAAUAUGUGCCCUGAUGAAUUCUGGUGGGGGAGUGGUCAAGGCUGAGAUUGAGAACAAAGAUUACAAUUAUGAAAUUCAUGGAGUAGGGUUGCAGCUGCCUUCCAUUUUCAAUGGCUAUUUAGAUGAGAUGCAGCAGGGAGACAUCUUUUUGAUUUUUGUGAAAUCAUGGAACGCAGAGGCCUCUGGUGUACGGCUUGCUACCUUGUGCUCUAACUUGUACUACAGACAUAGAACAUCUACCAAUGUCAUGAAUUCUCACGAAGCACUGGCAUUCCUCAAAAAGAAGACUCGGACUUUUAUGAAUAUUAAUGAUUCCGAUUUAAAUCCACAGAAAGUUCGGGUUGGUGUACAAAAUGAAGGUAACAUAAAGGCCUCAGCUGCUGCUUUAUUUGACAGAGCUCACCUUCAGUACGAGGAAAAGCUCAACUUUACUAGUUCCACUCAUGUUGAAUUUAAAAUGUUGUCAACAGAGGUGUCACAAUGCUUUGAAGAGAGUCUCCCCAGUUGUGUUUCUGCGUUUGCAAACACUGAAGGAGGGUUUGUAUUUUUUGGUGUGUGUGAUGAGACCCAUCGAGUCAUUGGAUGUAAAAAUGAGAGACUAGAUCUUACUGCCUUGAGGGCUUCUAUUGAUCACUCUAUUAAGAAAUUACCUGUCCAUCAUUUCUGUACACAGAGGCGUGAGAUAAAAUAUGCCGUCAAAUUCCUUGAAGUGCACAAUCAGGGUGCCCUCCAUGGAUAUGUCUGUGCUGUCAAGGUGGAACCAUUCUGCUGUGCAGUGUUUGCUAAAGUGCCUAGUUCCUGGCAGGUGAAGGACAAUCGUGUGACACAGCUGCGCACAAAGGAAUGGGUAGCUUGGAUGACGGAAGCCGACCCAGAUCUUUCCAGAUUUUCUGAGAUGGUCCUUGCGCUGAGCUUGUCAACCACGACACCCUGCAGCAGGAGUGUGUGCAUUCAUAAGAAUUUGGAAUGUCUGGAAGAACAGCAAAAACGUUACUUUCCAGUAUUUUCAGACAGAGUGGUGUAUACUCCAGACAGCCUCUACAAAGAAUUGAUCUCACAACAUAAAGGACUCAGAGACUUAAUCAAUAGAGAAAUGCGCUCUGUCUCUCGAGGAAUCUUGAUUUUUUCUCAAAGCUGGGCUGUGGACUUGGGUCUGCCAGAGAAGCAGGGAGUAAUCUGCGAUGCUCUUCUACUUUCCCAGAACAACAUCCCGCUCCUCUACACCAUCCUCAGUGAGUGCGAUGAGGGCUGGAAGGACUAUUCUCUGCGAGUCGCCUGUUCCUUAAAGCUGAAGCUGGUGAACACAGGUGGCUACACUGGGAAACUGUGCAUCACUCCCUUGGUCUUCCUGUUGAAUCCUGAUAGAACCGCAAACGCCCUUCAUGGUUCUGAUUUGCAAAUUUACCCCGAGUCCUACAACCUUACGACCACCCAGCACAUGGAAGCUCUGUUACAGUCCCUUGUGAUAGUCCUGUGUGGGUUCAGAUCUUUCUUAAGUGAAGAGCUGGGCUCUGAGGUUUUGAACCUACUCACAGAUAAACAGUAUGAGUUGCUUUCAAAGAACCUUCGCAAGACCAGAGAGCUGUUUGUUCACGGCUUACCUGGAUCAGGGAAGACCAUCCUGGCUCUUAGGAUCAUGGAGAAGAUCAGGAAUGUGUUUGGCUGUCAACCAGGUGACAUUCUCUACGUCUGUGAGAACCAGCCCCUGAUGAAGUUUGUGAGCAAGAAAAAUAUCUGCCAGGCAGUGACCCGGAAAACCUUCAUGAAAAAUAACUUUGAAAGGACUCAACACAUCAUCAUCGAUGAAGCUCAGAAUUUCCGCACUGAAGAUGGGGACUGGUAUGAGAAGGCAAGAACGAUCACUUGGAGAGAAAACGGUAACCGAGGAAUUCUCUGGAUCUUUCUGGACUACUUUCAGACCAGCCACUUGAGUUGCAAUGGCCUCCCCAGUUUCUUAGACCAGGAUCCAAAAGAAGAGCUCACCAGAGUGGUCCGCAAUGCAGAUCCAAUAGCCAACUACCUACAAAAAGUAAUGCAGGAGGUCACAGAAAAUCCUCCACCUAACAUCCCCCCUGCAUGCCUGGAGAUGGUCCAUGAAGCUAAAUGGGUUCAGGGUGUCCCAGGCAAUUUCCAGAUUGUGGAGUGCUCGGACUUGGAGGAGAUGGUGGUCCAGCUAGCAGAGAGGUGCCAGUUUCUCUUGAGGAAUGGUUAUUUCCCCAAGGAUAUUGCUAUGCUUUGCAGCAAAGCAAGUGAAGUGGAAAUAUAUAAAGAGAAGCUUCUAAGAGCAAUGAGGAGGAGAAGAAUGUCUCAGCUCGAUGAGGGAAAUGAUCUGUUAGUUUGGAUCAAGGACGCAACAGAUAUCGCCGGCAAUCACAUUGUGUUGGACAGUGUCCGUCGGUUUUCAGGUCUGGAAAGAAACAUCGUGUUUGGCAUCAAUCCAGUGGCAGCUGAGCCAGCUGUUUUCCACAAUCUUCUGCUCUGUCUGGCGUCCAGGGCAAGGAAACAUCUGUAUAUUCUGAAGGUUUCUAUCUGACAAGAAGAUCCCGGUCUAAGAAACAAUUAGGUAGCUCUCAUCUCUAGUUAACUGUGAAGCUAUUGGAUCUAAACAUUUAAUCAUCAAAUAUUUAAUGGCACUCAUUGUGAGCCAUAUACUCUUCUAGAUGCUGGGGGUUGGGGAUAGCAAACAAGACAGACGAGUUUCCUUCUUUGGAGCAGAGGCAGAUCACAGACAAGUAAACAAAUACAAGGAAUUUUAGAUAGUAAUAAGAGACAUCAUAGUAGUAAUUAGAGGCCCUGAGAUGCAGAGAUUGUGUGUGUGUGUCUGUGUG